Helobdella robusta is the source of this 1497-nucleotide messenger RNA. RefSeq lists its product as hypothetical. The record is from RefSeq and is a predicted model, not a curated record. The coding region runs from base 1 to 1497 and encodes 498 amino acids. NCBI's taxonomy places the organism in Eukaryota, Metazoa, Annelida, Clitellata, Rhynchobdellida, Glossiphoniidae. The transcript has 3 exons.
AUGACGUCACUCGCUCAGUAUAUAAACGCUGCUAAAGAGCUGGGACUAACUGGUGAAGAGGCCUCUAAAUUCAUCGAUAAACAUGAGGAAAGGGAGAGACAGCGAGAGGAAAGAGAGCGUGAAAGCCAGGAAAGGGAAAAACAACGAAUGCACGACAUUGAAAUGGCCAGAAUACAGCAACAAAAGAAUGAUAACGGUAAUUGUUUUGAUAAAUUCCAUCAAUUGAGAAAGAUGUUACCUUUUAAUGAGGACACUGAGAGUAUCGAUUUAUAUCUUGCGAGAUUGAGGAUUUGGCUCGUGCUUUUGAAUUACCAGAACAGAAAUCAGUAUUCAGCUGUGAAAGAUGCUCUUCUGAGACAGUUUGGAGCAACCGAGGAUGAAUAUAAAAAAAAAUUCCUGCAUAGUGUUCCUGACCACAAGGAUGAUCCACGUCUGUUUAUAACAAAUAUGACAAUGUACUUUGAUAGAUGGUUAGCUAUGGCUAACGUAAAUAAAACGUAUGAAGCAAUAAGAAACCUCAUUAUACUUGACACUGUGAUUAAUGCAUACAAUGAACAAGUCCAGGUAUUUGUGAAGGAACGUUGCCCGCGAACCGUAGAUGCGUGGACAACACUGAUUCAGAAUGAAAACCAGGGUAGAACAUGGAAGAGCAGAUGGGACAGUACGCAACAAAAUUCCAAUAAAAGUUCAUACUGUAAGAUUUGCAAGAAAAAUAAUCAUCGCACUGACAAUUGUUACUUCAGAGAUUCCAAGAAAGCAUCAACGCAGUAUAAACCAACAAACAAAGUUUUUUUUGCAAAAAUUCAACAAGGCGAUGGUAAAUUAACACUGAUUUCAGCAUUUGUUGAUCAACAGAAAUGUAUUGCGCUGAGAGAUACCGGUACAAUCACCUUAUUGAUACAUCAAAAUUGUGUGAGGCCACAGUCAUAUACUGGAGAAUACGAAAAAGUUAAAAACCUCAAAGAUGAGAUUAGUACACAUCCUAUAGCAAUAAUCUAUGUUGAUAGUCCGUAUUUGACAGGAUGGCACAAAGCGUUAGUACUAGAGCAACCCCUAGAUGGCAUCGAUUUAAUAAUUGGGAAUGUUGCAGAUGUGAAAGAGUGUACAGAAGCGGAUAUUACACAUUGGCAAAAUCACCAUGACAUCAAUAAAUCCAUGGCAAUUACCAGAUCACAGAAUAGGAAGGAAAAAGCUCUUGAAAAACUAGAUCAGAAUUAUACGCAGCCACAACCCAUCGCAGAACAAACUAUGUUGGCUGUACAUGAUGAAGUUAAAAUGAAUAAUAAUAAUAAUGAAACAGAGAACAGUGGAGAGAAAAAUGUUGACCAUGUACAUGAUGAAGUAGAGAUGAAUGAUAGUAACGACAAUGAAACAGAGAACAAUGUUGAGGAAAAUUAUAAUGUUCCUCCCAUUAUCGUUAUACAGAGAUUUGUUGUCAAAACAAGACAUCAAACCAGAUGUUCAGACAUCCUACAAAUUGGUUGUCAAAACGCGUGA